CAGGUCGUAGCUCCAAAUUCAUGCCCGCAUAUCACAGUUCGUUUCUCGGCGCUGAGAAUGUUCGCGUCACCGGCAACAUGGCCGUUCUCCCAUUGAAGACCAAAUUUCGCGGUCCUGCUUAUCCUGCCAAUGACGGUGAAAUGGAUAUCGUCGACGAAUGUCUUACCCUGUUUCGUGCCAAUUGCUUCUUCCGAAACUUUGAGAUCAAAGGUCCGGCUGACAGAACCUUGAUUUACGGAAUUUUGUACAUUAGUGCAGCUUUGAGUAAACUGAAUGGCCUUUCUUUACGGGAUGCCGAGCGUCAGCUUAACAGUUUUGCCUUGGAGAACUUCUCUCUGCCUGGAUCACCUGGUUUCCCAUUGACCGGAUUGUACGCUCCUCCUAAGGAUGCUCAAGACUCUGAAUUAAUGCGUGGAUACUUGACGCAAUUCAGACAAGAGCUUUCACAACGUCUUUUGGCACGCGUUUACGCUGAUGACAUGCAAAAGCCCAGCAAGUGGUGGAUUUGCUUCAGCAAGAGACGCUUUAUGAACAAGGUCCUUUAAGCCAUAGAUGCCUGUAAUGAAUCAUACAUAACCAAGGAGAGA
Messenger RNA from Schizosaccharomyces japonicus yFS275, 587 nucleotides. RefSeq names its product ARP2/3 actin-organizing complex subunit Arc21. The record is from RefSeq and is a predicted model, not a curated record. Bases 21 to 545 code for a protein of 174 amino acids. The transcript has 4 exons. NCBI's taxonomy places the organism in Eukaryota, Fungi, Ascomycota, Schizosaccharomycetes, Schizosaccharomycetales, Schizosaccharomycetaceae. Gene Ontology annotation, molecular function: actin filament binding. Gene Ontology annotation, biological process: establishment or maintenance of cell polarity; Arp2/3 complex-mediated actin nucleation; clathrin-dependent endocytosis. Gene Ontology annotation, cellular component: Arp2/3 protein complex; cytoskeleton; actin cortical patch.